UGUAUAUAUUUUGAUGAAAAGUCGACGGUGUAAGCAUUCGGGAGACACGCUGUAUUUCUAUUUAACGAUAUUUCUAGUUAUAAAGACUCUAUCGUUUUCUUGGAGUUCAAAUGGAUUUUAUUGUUUCUGUGUACAUAUAUAUUGAUUAGUAGCUCGAUCGACCGCCACUUUAAAUAUAUAGCCAAUCGGCAUAUGAAUAACUGGAAUGUGUAGUAGUUUGUAAAGAUGGAAUCUAGCGACGAUGGCGAAGAUUCCACGAACCUACAAACAUUUAAAAGACGCCUCUGUUUGAAAAUGUCGGACAUGGAUUCACAGCGUCAACCUUGGAGAUCUAUGUUGCUAUUGGGUUCCACAGUUUUACUGUCAUUUUUAGGAUUUAUAUGCAGAAAACAAUUCACCCUUUCUCUUCGUGGACUAUUUGAGUCAAGUUUUAAAUUCCACCACCUUAUUUGGUUCCAAAUUGUCGUUGCUCUAGUGGAAGCAGUGUGUGUUGCAGUGUGUAUUAAGUUCCGGCAUUCACAGACAGGUCGCAGCCACCGGGAAGCAACAGUGUUAUUUUCAGUUUCACAAGCUGGAUACGUCAUGGUAGUUGGAUAUCUAACAUUAGUGAAAGAACAGGAACAACACUUGAUGCUUACAUAUUUCGAACCUUUAAUUGCAGCCGCAGUUGUCUUUGGAACAACUGGAAAACCUAUGACGCUAGUAACAUUGGGAGCUUUAAUUGCCUCGUCGUUUGGUGCCUGUAUUACAACGUUGCCUUUUCCAUCAUUAUUGAAUAUUAAUCACACCAUAUUCUUAACAACCCUUUGGGGCAUUUGUGUAUCGGCAAGAAAUGUAUGCUGCAAACAUAUAUAUCAAGAACAAUUUUCUGUGGAACUACGUCACAAAUACGUAAUCCCGUCGCUAUUUGUGGUCGGGACAGCAGUGCCGGUGUGUGUGGGAUUCUUUAUAAAUGUUCAGUGGAUAUUACCCAUGACGUAUAUCGUAUUCGCCUGUAUGAUUUCAGUUACAGCUACAUACAUUAUCAGCUGUUUUCUAUUAAAAAAUAUGAGUGUUACGUCGGUGGCUCUUGUGAACAUAUGGGUGAAGACAAUGUAUGAUCUUGUAUUGGUUACCUCGGAACACCGAUCUAGUAUGAUGACGUCAUUGAUUGGAAUUACACUAUUAAUAUUAGCUCAACUUCUAUAUACCAAACAACGAUUAGCAACUGCUGAUACAACCCUUACCUUUAAACCCGUUCCAACAGAAGAAUUCUACACAAGAAUGUUGUUUUUACUGUUCGCAGCCAGUGUAGGGUCGUUGUUCUUCUAUGCUUUAACACCGAAAUUAAGUGAACGUGAUCUUCAGGUUUUAAGUUAUGUUGGACUUGACAAAGCAGUACGAUCGCUGUUACAAGAGCACCCACCCGCAAGCUGAAAAUCUUUAAAGCAAAAACAGUUUUGUGCAAUUUACUUAUGACUAUAAGAUACAGAUUGGUGUAAUCCUAAGAAAUUAUCAUGGAGAUCGCUGAUUGAGAUAUUCUGACCUUUUUUGAAUUUCUCUUGGGUACCUCAAUACUAUAAUAGCCAUGUGUAUUCACAUGCCUCAGUAAACCUCAGUAAAGACUUCUAUAGCAAAACCUUUUAAUAUUGAACAUUAAUGAACAUGCACAUGUUUGGUCAUCUUCGACAUUGAAUGGAAUACAUAUAUGACGGUCCGUAUGCAGUGAACAUAUAAGUAUAUAUUGACAACGUUGAGGGACGUUGUAAUCUAUCAUAUAGGAAACAUAUAGGGUUGUGCGAAUGGUUCCCUUUAAUUCUCUGAGCGUGUGAAUUAUGAUGGUUUGAAAACAAAUACAAGAGGAGUUCACAUUCAAUGUGGUCACCCCAUAGGAAAAAAUAUCCACGAUGAGAAGUAGUAUCAGACGUUCAGGGAUAAUGUGAGAAUUUCGCAAUGAAAAUUAUAAAUUAUUUGUAUAUACAAUUACGUAUAUAAAUUGGGGAGAUGUAGGGUAUAUGAUGUCACCAGGUCUGGUACACGUAGGUGGGGCUAUUUUUAGCAUUGUGGGUUAUUAGUGUUAAUAAAAAUGGAUAUUAUA
Messenger RNA from Patella vulgata (common limpet), 2077 nucleotides. RefSeq lists its product as uncharacterized. The transcript is spliced from 4 exons. The coding region runs from base 226 to 1416 and encodes 396 amino acids. Lineage: Eukaryota; Metazoa; Mollusca; Gastropoda; Patellidae. The record is from RefSeq and is a predicted model, not a curated record.